Messenger RNA from Dipodomys spectabilis (banner-tailed kangaroo rat), 2441 nucleotides. RefSeq names its product CLPTM1 regulator of GABA type A receptor forward trafficking (gene Clptm1). The record is from RefSeq and is a predicted model, not a curated record. The transcript has 14 exons. Gene Ontology annotation, cellular component: membrane; endomembrane system. Bases 20 to 2011 code for a protein of 663 amino acids. Lineage: Eukaryota; Metazoa; Chordata; Mammalia; Rodentia; Heteromyidae.
GGGGACCCGGAGCGGGAAGAUGGCGGCGGCGCAGGAGGCGGACGGGGCCGGCAGCGCCGUGGUGGCAGCCGGGGGAGGCUCCGGCUCCGGUCAGGUGACCAGCAAUGGCAGCAUUGGGAGGGACCCGCCGGCGGAGACCCAGCCCCAGAAUCCCCCACCACAGCCAGCGCCCAAUGCCUGGCAGGUUAUCAAAGGCGUGCUGUUCAGGAUCUUCAUCAUCUGGGCCAUUAGCAGCUGGUUCCGCCGAGGGCCGGCCCCUCAGGACCACGCGGGCCCCGGAGGAGCCCCACGUGUCGCCAGCCGCAACCUGUUCCCCAAAGACACUUUAAUGAACCUGCACGUGUACAUCUCGGAGCACGAGCACUUUACGGACUUCAAUGCCACAUCGGCGCUGUUCUGGGAGCAGCACGACCUGGUGUACGGCGACUGGACCAGCGGCGAAAAUGCGGACGGCUGCUACGAGCACUUUGCUGAGCUGGACAUCCCACAGAGUGUCCAGCAGAAUGGCUCCAUCUACAUCCACGUCUACUUCACCAAGAGCGGCUUCCACCCAGACCCCCGGCAAAAGGCCCUGUACCGCCGGCUUGCCACAGUCCACAUGUCUCGGAUGAUCAACAAAUACAAGCGCCGGAGGUUCCAGAAGACCAAGAACCUGCUCACAGGAGAGACUGAGGCUGACCCGGAAAUGAUCAAGAGGGCCGAGGACUAUGGGCCCGUGGAAGUCAUCUCCCAUUGGCACCCCAACAUCACCAUCAACAUCGUGGAUGACCACACGCCCUGGGUGAAGGGCAAUGUGCCCCCACCGCUGGACCAGUACGUGAAGUUCGACGCAGUAAGUGGCGAUUACUACCCCAUCAUCUACUUCAACGACUACUGGAACCUGCAGAAGGACUACUACCCCAUCAACGAGAGCCUGGCCAGCCUGCCACUGCGCGUGUCCUUCUGCCCACUCUCACUGUGGCGCUGGCAGCUCUAUGCUGCGCAGAGCACCAAGUCGCCCUGGAACUUCCUGGGUGACGAGCUGUACGAGCAGUCUGAUGAGGAGCAGGAUUCAGUGAAGGUUGCCCUCCUGGAGACCAACCCCUACCUGCUGGCGCUCACCAUCAUCGUGUCCAUCGUGCACAGCGUCUUCGAGUUCCUGGCCUUCAAGAAUGACAUCCAGUUCUGGAACAGCCGGCAAUCCCUGGAGGGGCUGUCGGUGCGCUCCGUCUUCUUCGGCGUGUUCCAGUCCUUCGUGGUUCUCCUCUACAUCCUGGACAACGAGACCAACUUCGUGGUCCAGGUCAGCGUCUUUAUCGGGGUCCUCAUCGACCUCUGGAAGAUCACCAAGGUCAUGGACGUGCGGCUGGACCGGGAGCACCGGUUGGCGGGCAUCUUCCCCUGCCCGACCUUUAAGGACAAGUCCACCUACAUCGAGUCCUCCACCAAAGUGUACGAUGACAUGGCGUUCCGGUACCUGUCAUGGAUCCUCUUCCCGCUGCUGGGCUGCUACGCCGUCUACAGCCUGCUGUACCUGGAGCACAAGGGCUGGUACUCGUGGGUGCUCAGCAUGCUCUACGGCUUCCUGCUGACCUUCGGCUUCAUCACCAUGACACCCCAGCUCUUCAUCAACUACAAGCUCAAGUCUGUGGCCCAUUUGCCAUGGCGCAUGCUCACCUAUAAAGCCCUCAACACCUUCAUUGAUGACCUGUUUGCCUUCGUCAUCAAGAUGCCCGUCAUGUACCGGAUUGGCUGCCUGCGGGACGACGUGGUCUUCUUCAUCUACCUCUACCAACGGUGGAUCUACCGCGUCGACCCCACCCGCGUGAACGAGUUUGGCAUGAGUGGAGAGGACGUAGCCCAGGCCUCCACAGCAGCAGGUGCCCUCACCCCUGUCCCCAGCACGGCCACCACUGCCAGUGCCAGGGAGGAGGCCACAGCCCUGCCGGCCAAGCCCACUCCAGGGGCCGGCUCUGCCAGCGAGCCCCAGGACACCCCUCCAAAGCCAGCAGAGGACAAGAAAAAGGAUUAGCCGCUCCGUCCUCGUCCUCUGCAGCUCCUGGUGACACCGCCCGCCUCCCGGCCCCUCGCCUCUCCUCCCUACCGCCCUCUCCCUGGACAGAUCAGGCCGGGCCAGUGGGAGGCCCCUCAGGCCAGGGCCCAGCACGCGAGGUGGGGCCGGGGAGGCCAGGGUUUGGCUGUGUGCGGAGGCGCCGUCUGUCUGUCUGUCUGUCCUGUGUGUGUCCAGCCGUCGCCCUGCCAGCCCAGUACCAUCUGAAAUCAUGGGGAAGCUGACAGGCGCUGCCGAGGGGGGGCCGUCGGGGGAGGGGCCGGGCCGGCUGUGGGCCACCUGCGGUCAUCCAUCGUCUUGUCCCUCGUCCCCACCACCCCUCCUCCCAGACCGCCGCCCUUUAACAGUCUGGAUUUAAUAAAUUCAUAUGGGUGUUUAACUUAAAACUUGA